AUGACAGGAAAUGAAGCUAUAAAAUCGGCUUUCGUGUGGGUUCAUAAGGCAGUUGGACAUGUCAUGUCCACCACGAACCACAAACGAGUCUCACUCCAUCAGGAUGAUGCACAUGUGGAUUGUUUUGAUUUUUCUGGAUCAAGGAGGGCAACUACCCACUCAUUAUUUGAGAAAGGGUUUUCUCCCUCACGGUUUGCUGCAAACUAUACCACAUUCAAGAGCACGUUGACUAUCCUCAAAACUUUUAAAGAAGAUGAAGCCCUGUAUCACUGUGCAGUAUCUACCUGGAAUACAGAUGAGUGGUCUGGGACUUAUUUGUCUUUGAAAGACUUAAAUACAAGACCAUUAAACUACAGUGUUGUUCAGUGGCCAACAGUAUCAGCCCCACUUCAGCCUGGGGACUCUGUUACCCUCCAGUGUUCAGUCCUACCUCAUUCCCAGACUGGAUCCUGUCCAAGUGAACGCCGGGUGUCCUGGUUUGGAGUCAGAAAAGACACUUUCCGUGGAAGCAUCAUCUACACAGAUCAAAAUGCAUCUUACAAUUGUGACAAGAAACCUGACACAUCAUCAGAUUCUAAAAGAUGUGUUUAUCACUUCUCAAAGAAUGUCAACUCUGAUGAUAGUGGGACUUACUACUGUGCACUGGCCAUGUGUGGGGAGAUUAUAUUUGGAAAUGGAACCAAACUUGAAAUUGAAGUCAAUGACGGCUACAGGUGGCCAAAUUAUGGCCUGCUUCUGAUGUGUACUCUUGUGGCUGUAAGUGGGUUUGCCGUUGUUAUUACCAUUAUCAGGACAAAAGGGGAUUUCUGGAAAGUUGAUAAUUGUCUACAAGAAAAAGUUGAAAAGCAGAAACUAAAGAAAGAAGAGGACACACGUAUUUACUCUACUGUUGUCUUUGGUUUAAUAAAAAAUACAAGUCAAGAAGGAAAAGAUGAAAAAAGCAGUAAAGAGGGAGAAAAUCUAUGGUGCUCUAAAACCAUAGCACGGAGAUAGCUUUUGAAGUCAAACUGAAUAUUUUAAAAGACCCAUUCUCAUAAAACUGAUGGAGGAGAAUGUGCCAAUUGUGAAAGCAAGAAAAUGGAUCAAAUACUGAUAACCCUGUUUCCUAUUUUGUCUUCCUGUUUUUUCCCUGUUUUAGAAAAGUGAAACCAUAAAGAAGAAAGCUUCUGCUCUCUGUCUGUUAUCAAAGUUAAAUAAAAUUUGAUCAAAGUU
Molecule: messenger RNA, 1212 nt
Organism: Xiphophorus hellerii (green swordtail)
Lineage: Eukaryota; Metazoa; Chordata; Actinopteri; Cyprinodontiformes; Poeciliidae
Exons: 6
Coding region: 1-993 (330 amino acids)
Biological process (GO): response to bacterium
Source: RefSeq, a predicted model, not a curated record